Molecule: messenger RNA, 330 nt
Organism: Leptosia nina
Lineage: Eukaryota; Metazoa; Arthropoda; Insecta; Lepidoptera; Pieridae
Source: the annotation of a GenBank genome assembly
AUGACAUAUGAUAGUGGACAGGACCGGGCGAGUCCGGCGCAACUAGCAGUGCCGGGCGACACGCAACGCGCUGCUGGCGUCGUACCCUCAACGUUGACCCACCCUGGCUCCGACGAGAGCCGGCCCGCUGACGACACACCAUUCACGCCUGACAUUCGUGGAGAUAGCCGACUGUCUCGGCCUCGGCGUCUGCCGGGGCUCAGAGCCCGUCGGAGGACAUCUAUACAGCCAGCGUUAGACUCCACGCCAAAAUCGCCGUUGGCUGCGUCAAGAUCCGUGAGAAGAUCGGAACAAGUGGUACAGGAAAGAUCUGAAUGUUUACCAACAUGA